This is a messenger RNA of Symsagittifera roscoffensis, 1679 nucleotides long. RefSeq names its product melatonin receptor type 1B-A-like. The record is from RefSeq and is a predicted model, not a curated record. The coding region runs from base 257 to 1390 and encodes 377 amino acids. NCBI's taxonomy places the organism in Eukaryota, Metazoa, Xenacoelomorpha, Acoela, Convolutidae. Gene Ontology annotation, molecular function: G protein-coupled photoreceptor activity. Gene Ontology annotation, biological process: G protein-coupled receptor signaling pathway; phototransduction; cellular response to light stimulus. Gene Ontology annotation, cellular component: plasma membrane. The transcript has 7 exons.
GGUUCUUUAUUGAUUCAAUUCAAACAAAAUACUAUUGAAAAAUUCAGCUUUUGAGCGAUUUUUUUUCUCUAUCUUUAAGAUUCACACCGAAAUUAAUUCCGGCAAAAGCUUCUAGUGCCAUACAACAAACAGAUCUCAGAAUGAUCAUAAACAUUACAAGUUGGUCCUUUAUUUCCAUUGGUUGACUUUGUAGUUUCUUUCAUUGGGGAAUCUGCGGCAACUUGGUCAAUCUUUGAUUUUUUGCAAAGCAGACAGCAUGAUGGAUGUCAUGGGAGUUACCAGCGUCACAUUGAACGACUCCCUCACCACCACGACACUUCUAGGCUCCGAGGAGGAUUUGUCGGCCAAUGACGUCAUAGGGGCUCUUCUAGAAGAGACCGGCAACACUCUGGAGUGGCAGUGGGACGUAGCAUAUCUGGCCAUGAGUCUCAUCUGGCUCAUUCUGGGGGUGCCUGGGAAUCUUCUGGUGCUGCUGUCUAUCGUCUCCUACAAGGAAUUAAGGACAAUCCCGAUGGCACAGACUGCCAACCUGGCGAUGAGUGACCUGACAGUGUCGGCCAUGAAUGUAGUGUCCACUUGGAGUCUGCUGCUGUUCGAUGCCAACCUAAUGACCAAGUACAACUUCAUCUGUCUCAUCACUGGCUACAUCUGUGGCGUGGGCUGCAGGUGUUCCAUCGCAUCCAUAUGCUGCAUUGCAAUCAACAGGUACUUCGCCAUCUGUCAGAACCAUAUCUACUCUGUGAUCUACAAUAAGUUCACCAUGCCCCUCCAUAUGCUGCUGCCCUGGAUGAUUGGACCAGUGGUGAUGCUGCCUGCAGUGGUCAAGGGGGAUGUGGCAUUCCGCUACGACAGGCGACAGCUCAUUUGCCCCCCUUGGUACUUCACUGAAGACGGUUAUGAGCCAGUGCAGUGGUGGGAGACCCUGUGGCUGCUGCCACCCUCUCUGGCCAUCAUGGCAUUCAGCAGCUACAAGAUAUUCGCCACAGUGCACGAGAGCGGCAGGAACUUCAGUGGUAACAAGACAUACACUGAGAGAGACAUCCAGCUGCUCAAGGUCCUCAUCAUCAUGUUCUUCGUCUUCAUCGGGGCCAACUUCCCCUGGUUCCUAUUGGUCAGUUUCGACUUCAACGACCGCGCCCACCAUGGAUUCUAUUACGUCACAGUAUGGCUGGUCCACACCGCCACCACCCUCAACCCAGUCAUCUAUGCCGCCAAGUACCCCCAGUUCCAGAAGUGCUUCAAGAAACUGGCCAACCGCUUCUUCUGCAAACGCAUCUUCGUGGUAGCCUCACCUGGCAUGAGCACCAUCGCAGCACUGAGGAAUAAUGCGAAAAUGAACAUGUCACCAGCAGAACAUUCGAACGCCAGGCAGCUAGCAAAUCCCGAAUAACUUCUGAAAAGAUUACUUCUUCAAAACAAUGAAGUUAACAAUUCAUUCCAACAAGCAGUCAACUGAUCAUAAUUUUAGAACAAUUCUGCGUCAAAAAAGAACUCAAAAAAGAACUCUUGUGUCAAAAAAAAGAGUCAGCUGCAGUAAUCGAGACUAGACUUAUCAAACAGCAUGUUUUGAAUAAACUCGAGCAGUGGAAGUCUUUUAUUUUGAUUUGAAUCAUGUACUGAAAAGUUUCCGAAAGUUUCUCUGUUUAUCGCCCCCCCCCAUGGUUUAGUAAACGCAAACC